GAGGGAGGGAAGGGAAAGAGGGAAGGGGAGGGAAGGAGGGAAGGGGCGGGGUGUCGGGGCCGCGCACGGGGACGGCCCGGGCGCCAUGUUGGAGGGUUGCUGAGCUCGGGGUCUGUGUGUGUGUGGGUGCCCGGCGGCUGCAGCCCCUUUGCUGCGCGGGGUUUGGGGGGGGGGGGCUGGAGGAGGGGAGCAGCGCCGAGCCGGGGGGAGACGCCCGAGGCGGAUCAUGGACAUCGAGAGGCUGCAGGAGGCUCUGAAAGAUUUUGAGAAGAGAGGAAAGAAGGAAGUGUGCCCAAUCCUGGAUCAGUUUCUUUGUCAUGUUGCUAAGACUGGAGAGACGAUGGUUCAGUGGUCUCAGUUUAAAGGCUAUUUUAUUUUCAAACUGGAGAAGGUAAUGGAUGAUUUCAGAACCUCAGCUCCUGAGCCAAGAGGGCCUCCCAAUCCAAAUGUGGAAUAUAUUCCCUUUGAAGAGAUGAAAGAGAGAAUCCUCAAAAUUGUCACUGGAUUUAAUGGCAUCCCCUUCACUAUUCAGCGACUCUGUGAGUUGCUGACAGACCCUAGGAGGAAUUACACAGGAACAGACAAAUUUCUAAGAGGUGUUGAAAAGAAUGUCAUGGUUGUCAGCUGUGUAUAUCCAUCUUCAGAGAAAAAUAAUUCCAAUAGUUUAAAUCGGAUGAAUGGUGUUAUGUUCCCAGGAAACUCACCAGGGUACUCUGACAGAUCUAAUGUAAAUGGUCCUGGAACUCCCAGACCAGUAAAUCGACCGAAGGUUUCUUUGUCAACUCCCAUGACAACAAAUGGUUUGCCAGACAGUACCCAACACAAAGAAUCCAGCUUGCAGCAAGCAGAAGAUAAAAAACACAGUGAAUCACCAGCAUCUGAAUCAGAAGCUGCACAGAGCAGCCCAGUAAAAAAUAAACACUCUGAAGAUGAUCCUGCAGAAGCAGAAGGACAUGAGGUAAAAAGACUUAAAUUUGACAAGGAAGGGGAAGCCAGAGAUACACCUAACCAAACUGCCUCCAGUGAGGGCAUGGAGGAAGAGAAAGAAACAUCCUCUACAUCUCAGGAUAAAGAAAAAGAUUCUCCUUGUGCCAGGCAGCACUGUACAGAGGAAGAGGAGGAAGAGUCAUUCAUGUCUCCCAGAAAUGCUGGUCCAGACAGAAAAGAGCAAGAAAAAGACACUGAAUCCUCAACUGUGAAUGAAGAGAGCUCUGAGGAGAACAAUCAAAUGGAGGAGUCUGAUCAGUCUCAAGCAGAGAAAGAUUCACAUUCAGAUGACAGUGAAAUCAGUGGAUCUGCCAGUAGUGGAGCUGACUGCAGUGAAACUGAAGAGUUAGGGUCCUAUGCUAGUGAAACUCCAGAAAAUUCAUCAGAGACCCCUAUGGAAAACAGCAAUGAAGCCACAGAAGUUGCAGAUGAACCUAUGGAGCAAGACUAAUUUAAAUACACUUAGAUGCAGUAUUUUCCAUAAGGCUCUGGUUUUACACUGUAUAAAUAAUUUUAUGUAAUAAAGUGGACCUUUAGUUUUACAAAAAGAAGCAGGUUGUAAAAUAAACCUCUCCAUGGAUUGAACCUUGAAAGAGUUGUACAUGAUAAGAACUGUGAACACCAGCUCUUUCAGGUCCUGCUUACCGCUGAACUUUCGUUUGGUCAAAUCAGUGGUUUGUGUAUAGUUUUUUUUAUUUAGAAUAAAAGUUUUUAAACUGGAAGGUAAUUAUAAUUUUGACAACUUUUUUGGAGAUUACCACACCUAGUUGUAUGUAAGCAAGGAAGCUUUUUGUCUUGUCUUUUUCUGACAGCUAUAGCAGUUACUUCAUAUUUUGGUUACAGUUUCAACAUUUGACAUGUGAAAUAUGGGGUUUCAUGCUGGUUUCCAGAUUUUUAUUUGAAUACACACUAGGAAGCCUUCUGUUUGUGUGUUUAAAGAUGUGUUACAUUUCACACACACACACAUGCACGCAUGCACACACGUGUACCCUCACUGUUCUAAGAGGGAAAUGGUAUAUUUUUCUGUUUCUGUAAAAGAUGAAUCCAGCAAAUACUUUUUCUACAGGAAAAGGCAGUUCACCUCUCAAGGCACUUUGUUUUGCCUCUGGAAAAGAAAACAAAUGAAAUCUGGCCCUUUAUGAAACCCUGGAACUACUAAUGUUGUUGAAAACACCAGAGUAAACACAUUCCAAGAGAACUGUUCAGAUUACAACAUUUUUGUACACUUCUGAGGUGCCUGAGUGAAAGGAUUUCAUUUAUUUAUGAGAAAAUGUGCUUUAUGUUGAGAAUGUUGUAAUCAAAACAUUAGCUUAAACUUUUUGUAGAAGAAAUGCUUGAAAAUAGGAUAAGAAAAUAUCUUGGAAGGAAUGAACAGGUACUUGCCUUUUUUGAGUGCUUCUUGGAGCAUUGUGAAUAUUGUAGGGAAGGUUCAGAAUUAUUCUAAGGUAUGCAGAUGGCAUCAGUCUGAUCACACCACUGGAUUGGAAGAAUUAAUUAUAUGACCAUAGUUAUGUACCUGUGCUAAACAACAAAAAGGUUUAGGGGUGCAUAGAAAUUGCCAUGAUUUGUAUCACAUUUUGGAAGUGAACUAAAUAUUUUUGAACAUGCUACUUUGACAGCCAGUGUUACAUUAUUUUUUUUUUUUUCAGACCAGCUCCAAAGCACAAACUACUGCUUUAAACUCUCGAGAUAUUUUCCAGUUCUCAUAUCUAAAGACAUGCAAGCUGCAACCUCCCCAUCACAAUUACUGGCUGCCAAAUUUCUACCUGUUUCUUCAACUGUACCUUUUUGAUAUUUAGAAUUUUUAAAUUUCUGUAAAGUAGAUUUUUGUAGAUUGUAAUGAGUGCUCACUGCCAUUGUGAAACGGUAUAUAAUUGUAUAAUUCCUGUGUGUAAACUGAAUGCUUGGGCUUUCAAUACAGUAUUCAUAUAAAGCAAUAAAUAUUAAUGUUAUGAAAUAUCUGAGUACAUUUUUAUCAGAAUUGUCCCUCUUUUGGUUUUAAGUUCAUGUAUCUCAAGUACAACAAUGACCUCCAAAAUGCAUGCUGAUAGUUCCUUGCACUACAUGGUAUGCUUCCUAUUAUUCUGGGGAAAUCUAGGUUUUGCUUGAUACCAGAAUAAUUUGGCUCAGUUGGAAUAUUUAUAAAGCUAUUUCUUGGUGAUAUAAACUAUCAAGUUUGAAGCAGACAGGAUCCAGGGAGAUGCUUGCAAAAAAAAAAAGAAAAUAACAGUAACAUCUUACUGAUCGAGAGCCCCAUAGAGAAGGAAAAUUGUGCUUAAGGGUUGGAUGUGUAUUAUAAAAUUAAAGGACUGAACCCAAAUGUUGAAAUUAGGAAAGUUAAAUAUAGUGAUAUCUUACACUUCUUUUUUUUUUUUUUUUUUAAUAUUUUGCCAAUGAGAAAGUUUUAAAAUUUCUAAGUUUAGAGACUUCUGGAAUUUUCUUCAGACUGUUUAUUUGUUAAGAUAUUGUCAAUAAAGUUGUUCUUUAAGCA
This is a messenger RNA of Calypte anna (Anna's hummingbird), 3478 nucleotides long. RefSeq names its product protein phosphatase 4 regulatory subunit 2 (gene PPP4R2). The transcript is spliced from 9 exons. Lineage: Eukaryota; Metazoa; Chordata; Aves; Apodiformes; Trochilidae. The record is from RefSeq and is a predicted model, not a curated record. Gene Ontology annotation, cellular component: protein phosphatase 4 complex; nucleus; cytoplasm. Gene Ontology annotation, molecular function: protein phosphatase regulator activity. Gene Ontology annotation, biological process: protein dephosphorylation. Bases 227 to 1438 code for a protein of 403 amino acids.